CGACAACGAUUCCUCCCGCUCGGGACGUCAGAAAGGCUGUCUGCACGACGGCUUCCGCGCGCGACCUGUAGACGUUGAGCUGGGAAAAAUUGAGGUCAGUUUGGCAGGAAAUCAAGUACGCAAUGCACAAACCUUGAGGGCUGGAAUCCAUCAGGAUUAGUAGAUCGGAUCCCUUUCAUCAACAAAGGCACACUUUGCCAUUGCAUUGUCCUGGUCCUCUAUCAAUCCCUUCGCCCUCGGCCGGUACUUUGUCAAGGUACGAUGCCAUUAUGUCUUCGACGCAUUAUGUCCGGGCCGCUUAGACCACCCCUUUGUCCUCGAAUUUCUGCCGGAAUCUAUAUAAAUCGUUGCAGGUGCUCUCGAUCUUAACGGUCCCCCAUCAAACACCCACAAAAUCUCUGGAAAGGAGCAACGGAAGCGCAACGACUUCCACCGACCACCAAACAUGGCUCAAUACACUCCCGUUGAAUUCCCCUACUAUGCGCCUCGGAACGAGUUGCCAGCACCCCUCCCGACGAUACACGACAUCCAAAAUGCCACGGAAAUCAUCGAUGACGGAGGCUGGAUCGAACAAAAAGUGGUCGGCAUCGGACCUUUUGUCGUCAAGUACGGCGAAGCCGUGAGUCUGGAAGAGGGCCAGAAGAUGCAAUUUGUCAGAGCCUGUACCACCACGGUGCGAGUGCCGCGAGUCUAUGCUCUUUUCAAAGACCCUCUCACCCCCGCCAACUACAUCGUCAUGGAGAAGAUCCAAGGACAGACUCUGCAAACCCUGUGGGCGAGUUUGGAUGAUGGACGGAAAGACCGAAUCUGUCGACAACUCGAGACCAACCUCACCGAGAUGCGGGCGUUGCCGUCACCCGGUGGUUACUGUGCCCUAGGCAAUCUACCUCUCAAUUGUCCCAUCUACUGCAAAGUGCGUCCAACCAGUACGGAAGCAGAAUUCAACGAUGCCUUGGCUGACGCGUGCGUUAGAGAUGUUCCUGAUCGUCACAAUCCCAAAGAGGUAUGGUGGACCGAAUAUAUCCGCAGAGCUUUCGCAUCCUCCCUUCGAGAUCAUCCGCCUACAUUCAGCCACGGAGAUCUGCAGACCAAGAAUAUCAUGGUUAGUCCCGAAGACGACACGGUGACCAUCAUUGAUUGGGAAUUGUCCGGUUGGUUUCCUUCUUACUGGGAGUAUACCUCAGCUAUGAUCGGCGCGGCCGGGACCAUGUACGAGACCGACUGGUACAAAUGGAUGGAACGCUUUCUUGUGCCUUAUUACAAUGAAACGGCUUGGCAUUCUCUGGUCUCGACCUGCAAGUACGGCGGCCUUUGAACUGACAAACUAGCUGCGCUUCUGCAACGUGAUGGUCUGGUCUAUUCUCAAUCCCCAUGCCCAAUCCUUUUCGUUCCGAUCCUGAAUCCGAACCCCUUUCGACAAAUCAUGAUGCCCAGCCCCUUUCAAUCCAGCUCGCAUGCCCAGUCCUUUUUGUUGCAAUCCUGAAACCGAACCCCUUUCGACAGAAUGAUGAUGCCCAGCCCCUUUCAAUCC
Messenger RNA from Exophiala oligosperma, 1531 nucleotides. RefSeq lists its product as uncharacterized. The coding region runs from base 446 to 1315 and encodes 289 amino acids. NCBI's taxonomy places the organism in Eukaryota, Fungi, Ascomycota, Eurotiomycetes, Chaetothyriales, Herpotrichiellaceae. The record is from RefSeq and is a predicted model, not a curated record. The transcript has a single exon.